Haliotis rubra (blacklip abalone) is the source of this 1670-nucleotide messenger RNA. RefSeq lists its product as uncharacterized. NCBI's taxonomy places the organism in Eukaryota, Metazoa, Mollusca, Gastropoda, Lepetellida, Haliotidae. Bases 65 to 1537 code for a protein of 490 amino acids. The transcript is spliced from 4 exons. The record is from RefSeq and is a predicted model, not a curated record.
AAUGAUUUAAAAGACAGUGAGAAGGAUGCUAUAAAAAAGGGAAACAAUUUCUACUUGUGUGAUUAUGAAAUUCAAGAGAGGCACUGAACCUCUGUGCUACUCAUGGGCACGAAAACAGCAACAUCAUCUGUAUGGGCAGUACCGAAGACCACGCCCAGUGAUGACCCAGAUUCCUGCCAUCCCAACCCUUCCCCAAAUACCAAACCUGGGGGAGAUGGGAACAGUGGGUGAAGGCGGACCCCAGGAAGGGCUGGUCAUGCCCCUCUCUGUCACAGACAGGGUAACACAGGUCCAGAACAACAUGUACGAGAACUACCUGCAGAAGUCUACCCAGAAGCUACAGGACGAGAUUCAUCACACCAUGAAGAUGUACUCUGUGGAGAAACAGCAGCUUCUGAAGCAGUUGGCCAGUCUCAGGCACAACAUGUCCGAGCUCAAAAUCUCAGAUGCAGGAGUCAGUCAAAGGUUUUCAGACACCGAGAAAAGUCCAAGGCAUUGUGUUAAUGGUGCAAUACCCAAGCACAUUGGGCAUGAGCAGCAUCGACUACCUCCUAUUAUAAAAAAUGGGCUUAUAGGUCCUUUGUAUCCCAAAUGUGACAAGAGCAUAUCAGAAGAAGAGCAAAACAGAGAUGAAAUGGUUAAUCAGGGACUUCAAAAAAGUGACACUGAACUUACAUUCUUAUCUGAUGAAUCCAGUGGGGAGACCAAACUCAAUGACAAUAGUGAUGUUGAAGGCGAAUUCAAACUGUUUCCAGAAAGAAAGAUUCCAAAGAGAACAAAAACAUCAAAGGAUAUUCCAGUUUUUAAACUGCCUCAAAUUAAGGAGGAAGCUCCAAAACCCUUGUGGUACUCUGGCAAUAACUCUCAGACUGUCAAGCAAAGGGCUCUCUCCCCUCUGACAGCAUUGCCUCAAAUCAAUGAAAUGAGACUGAUCUCAGAGAACAACUUUGACAUACCAACAGUGAAUGACCCAUCAAGAUGUGAAAUUUCAAUCCCCACAAAAUCAGUCACCAAAAAGGUACAUUUUGCUGGCAGUAACAGUGUUAGGAGCUCUGAUAACCUUGACCGUGCUAAUGGUCACCUUCCUCAACUUUCAAAGAAAAAGUUCCAAAUGCAUAAACCUUCAAGGAAGACAAAAAGGCUUUCCCAACAAAUGCCAAAUGGUAAGGAGAGUAGUUUCUCUCAAUCUGAAUCCUCAGAAGCUCCUCUUCAUGCUUCCAAGGGUACAGAGGAGUGGAAGUCUCUGUACGUUAACAUCCACGACCCUGAAGAAAGGACAAAGACUCUCAGUGACAUACUGUAUGCUGUGAGGGUCCGGAUGAGGGAGAAUGAGCAGAACCUGAUGUAUGGACACAAGCCAGCGGAAGACAAAACAGACAACACCCUCUGUGACUAUUUGCUAGUUCACAAGGAUGACCAGGAUGGAAUGCGCAAAACAAGGAAAAUCUUGCACCAUCACAAACGAGGCCAUGUCCCAAGCCACACAGCCGGCGACUUCAUCGUCGGUCCAAUGCAGUACAGCUCCAGAACUACCUAAAGAAGUUGUCUCGACAACGGCGCAUGAUUGAACACAUGGAGGGAGAGGAGUACAGACUCACACACAUAGUGGGUCACAGACAGCUGCAGGAAGCAGCUCACAAGUCUGUCCAGUGACAAGUACAUUCUGUAGA